Molecule: messenger RNA, 1996 nt
Organism: Notolabrus celidotus (New Zealand spotty)
Lineage: Eukaryota; Metazoa; Chordata; Actinopteri; Labriformes; Labridae
Product: 5-hydroxytryptamine receptor 1D
Exons: 3
Coding region: 150-1730 (526 amino acids)
Biological process (GO): G protein-coupled receptor signaling pathway
Cellular component (GO): membrane
Molecular function (GO): G protein-coupled receptor activity
Source: RefSeq, a predicted model, not a curated record
AAAAGAGUGAAGCACUUGGUUCACCUGGAGACCGUCCGACCAGAGGGAGAGCAGAUGGGAGCACAUCUGAUCACACUCAUUCCUUUUUCCAUCAAGUCACUUGUGUGCAGUGUUUCAUCAUGUGAGGACAGCAGCUGUUUGAAUGGGACAUGGGGCCCGAGCAGGGGUCUUCUCUGCAGACAGCGUCGGCGGUCAAUGCGAGCCGGACGGGGGAUGCAGGGCUCGGUGUGUCGGAGCGGGCCAGGCUGGUCCUGGAGAUCCUGAUGGUGCUGAUGUGUUUGGGGGCUGUGACAGGUAACAUUCUCGUCAUUGUCAUCGUGGCUGCAACCAAGAGUUUCCACUCAGUGACGUCUGUGCUGAUCAUGAACCUGGCAAUCAGUGACCUCCUGGUGGGCGUGGGAGUGAUGCCAUUCGUUGCUAUAUCCAUCAUGAACCGGGGAUGGGUGGAUUUUUCUGGCCUCUGUCUGUACGUGGGCUACACCUCCUCUGUUUACUGCACAGCUUCUGUUCUGACUUUAGCCGUCAUUGCCCUGGACCGUUACCACUCCAUCAUGGACUGCCUGCGCUACAGCUCCCGCUGCACCCUGUGGAGGACCUGUGCUGUGGUGGUGUGGAUCUGGCUGCAGGCUCUGCUCACCAGUUGCCCUCCCUUGCUGGGCUGGAGCUCCAUCAGCUAUGUGGCUCCCAUGUACAGCUGUGCAGUCAACCGGUCCAACAGCCCCAGCUACACAGCGUUCAUGGCUGCCCUCUCUUACCUCAUACCAGCAGGGAUCAUCCUCUUCUGCUACGUGAACAUUGUUAAGGUGGCCCGCAGCCACGCAAGGAGGAUCCAUUCACUGGAGGACUCUGUUCAGCGCAGCAGGAAUCCAGACUCAACCCUCUCUCCUGGUGAUUCAUCUCACCUGCGCUGCCCCUCCAGACUGAUUUAUCACCUAAGUGGAGAGUUUGUGUCUGAGGUCAGAAGAGAGCAGGGGAAUUACACCGGCUCUGCUCCCCCUGACACUACAGCAGAGCAGAAUAACUCAACAUCCAGACGCUUCUUCUCCUUCCUGGCUCAGACUUCUCAGCAGCACCAAAACCACCACGGCGUGCUGCGUCUCCUCCUGGUCAUUUUAGCCUUCUUCCUUUGCUGGACACCUUUCAUAGGAGUAGCCUUAGUUCAGGCUGCAGAGACUGCAAUCUCAGGCAGGUCCAGCCUGGUCCCACCCUCUGUUGUCACCUUCUCAUACCUGCUUGUGUUGCUGAACUCUGACAUCAAUCCUCUUCUGUACGCUCUGCUCAGUCAGCGUUUCCAGUCCGCUCUACAGGGACUGAGGCAGAAAAUCAUAGCUCGCCUGGGGAUUUCUAUGGCUAGUGAAGGAGAGCUGAGAGCAGAGGAGGAGGAUGGUGGAAGGAACAGCGACCCUAACACCCUGACCACCGCCCAUCUUAGUCCGCCUUCUUGGUCUGAGACUUCAGCCUGUGAAGAUUACUCCUCUGUUUUCACUGUCAGCACUAACUUCAAACAUUAUUCAAGAGAGAAUCUAUGCAAACUGUGCCACCAUGACAAUAUCCCUCCAUCUUCUCUGAAGGAACAAGAUGCCACCAGUGGAUUUAAGAGGGUGGACUGCCUGCAGGUCCCCUCUCGAACACAAGAGGGCAGCAGACUUCCUUUUUCUGCUCUAACCAAGGAGCGCCAGGCCACCUUCUUCUAUGGCCAGAUCACUGUGAGGGUGGAGCAUGUUUGUUAGAUUGACUUUUAAAUGCAGAUUAAUUGGACUAAAAGUAACAUUAAUAAUCAUUACUAAUCUGCCAACUGCUUCCUCAAGUCACUAACUAAUAUUUUGAUCCCCAAAUGUCAAAAAAUUGUUGAAAAAAAAUACAAUUUGACGAAGCUCAAGUCUGCAUGGACUUUAUUUUGUCUGACCUGUGGUAAAAACUCAACCUUAAUUAUAAAAUGUAUAUUAUAUAUUUUACAAAGACUGGCAGAUGUUUACAAAUUAAAAAAUGUUAAACC